Cottoperca gobio is the source of this 2852-nucleotide messenger RNA. It is a transcript of the gene caly, whose product is annotated as calcyon neuron-specific vesicular protein. The record is from RefSeq and is a predicted model, not a curated record. Gene Ontology annotation, cellular component: endosome; membrane. Gene Ontology annotation, molecular function: clathrin light chain binding. The transcript is spliced from 5 exons. Lineage: Eukaryota; Metazoa; Chordata; Actinopteri; Perciformes; Bovichtidae. Bases 232 to 837 code for a protein of 201 amino acids. Gene Ontology annotation, biological process: clathrin coat assembly; endosomal transport.
UGAGCCGCGUUAAGAUGCGCAUUCACACUGAGCUGCCAGUUUCCUCCGGAGGACCGAGCAGCUCGAGGUGGAAUUACAUGCGCAGUCCUGCCGUGAAUCACACAUCACCACGGCAACCGGCGUUCACACCGAGUCCCCGUCAGCAUCAGUGGGCUCCGAUCACAUCCACAGGCGACACGAGAGCACCGAAAAACACAAUCUGUCCAGGCAUUUUCAGGCAGCAAAGCAGCCAUGGUGAAAUUAGGCAGCAAUCUGUCUGAUAAACUGGAGAAGCAGCCAUCUGCGGACGACGGCUUUGAUAACAUCCCCCUCAUCACACCCCUGGAGGUCAACCAGCUCCAGCAGUCGUACGCAGACAGGGUCAUUGUGAAGACGUCAACACAAUAUCAGCUGCAGCAGAAGAAAAAGAACAAGCUGUAUGUGCCCAAUAUCAAGAAGUUGAAUAUCAACUUUUACAGUGAUGUUUCAGAGAAAGCCAAGAUCACAGGUCUGAUCCUCAUCACUUUGGCCUUCCUGACCAGCUUGCUCCUCCUGCUCAUGUACAAAGCCAUGUGGUAUGAUCAACUUACCUGCCCAGAGGGAUUCAUCCUUAAACAGAACCGCUGCAUCCCGGCAGCUCUGGAGAUGUACUACACAGAGCAGCAGCAGGAGCCGCCGGGCGUCCACGGAGGUACCAACAUCGGGCUGUUCGCCGCACUCAGUAACCUCAACCAGGUCAAGAGGACUGGACCUGAGCUGCCAUCGCCAUGGUUACCAGUCAUCAGUGCUCUGAAGAAGGCCGAGGCGGCCAAACGAGGCAGCAAGCAGCUGAAAGGAGUGCUGGAGGGAGAGGAGUGAAGGGGCGGACAGAAAUGCAGGUGUUAGAGGAGGAAAUGAUGAUGGGGAGGCAGCGUAGGUUAUUUUUUGACCGUGUGUGUUCAAGAAUGUUUUUUUUCUUUUUUUUGUACAGUCCAUUGAAUCACUUGUUUAUACUGGUGCUCCAAAACCUCACAGGUAUGAUGGCAUUUAAGGGCCAUUGUAGGUAAAAAAAAAAAUGUAUAAUAAUAAUUACGGAGCUGGGGGAGGAGGGUAAUAUUCAGAGAAAAAACUCAGGAUUUCCUAAAAAAAAGUUGUGAAUUUGGGAGACAAAAACUCUGGGAAUUUCUUAAUAUUUUUCUCGUAAAUGUACAACUUUAUUUGGAAAUUCUGAGUUUUUUCUCUGAAUAUUACCCUGGCCCCCCGGCUCUGUAAUUAUUAUCUUUACCUGGCCCUAAUAUGUCGUUGUACAAAGGUGUCUGUAAAACUACUGACAAUUUAAAUCAGCUAUGUAAAACCACCUUUACUUACAAGCAAAUACCCAACUGUGUGUGUGUGUGUGUGUGUGUGUGUGUGUGUGUGUGUGUGUGUGUGUGUGUGUGUGCGUGCGUGCGUGCGUGUGUGCGUGCGUUUGUGCGGUGAGUUGUUGUGGUUAGAGGCAGGAAUGUUAUUAAAGUGUUGGAGAAUGUGCCUGACUUUUACAGUGUUACUGAGGCAUGAGUAACCUCCACCAUCUGCAUUCAGUGUGUGUAUAUACACUCCUGUAAAUACUGUGCAUGAGCACAUAUAUGUAGUGUAUGCAUAUUUGCAUUCAUGUGUGUGUGUAUGCAUACACUGUUUGAUUUGUGUACUUGUCUGAGACAAAGUUGGAGGUGAGAGAAGCGAGGCGAGAGCCCAGAGUGAGAAGAUAACAAGUUUUUAAUGAGAUUCCUGCGAGUUCCUCCUCAUCACUGCUUCUCGUUAUCUCGCCGUCUAUUCAUUUAGUUUCACAGGGGAAUGUAUGAAAUCAGCAGUGAAUGUGCUCACAGUUUAAACAUUAAGACAAGGAACUAUAAUUGACCAUUUACAUUUUCUGUCUAAAUGAGCUGAUUCCUCAUUUUAGUAUCUGGAGACUGUAAAUUGCAGUUCUACGUGCGUCUACAGUUAAAGUCAGAGGAAAGUGUAUUAAAGGGACUCACACAGUGGCUUUGGAGCGUAUCAAACAAUACAACCUUAUUGUCAAUAUGGGUUAUUAGGUGAAGAAUGAAUCGCCAAAACAAGUCAAUUUAAUCUGUUUUAGAUUAAAGUGUGCAACGAGUAAAUAGGCCUGAAAGGUUUCUGAAGCUGCUGUAAAACUCAUAGUUUGAAGAGUCAUAUUAUUUUACAUGAUGUGAGCUACUUACUGUAAUGAUGAAUAAAACUUGAGAGCUUUUAAUGUAUAAAAAAAACAAAAACUGAUGAUGCUGUAUGGGAGAUGAUUGUAAAAACUAGCAAAUUAUUAGUUUUGUUACUCGAUUUUGUUUCUUAUUAAUGUUGCUGUAAGUAUUCUGUAAUGCCACUUUAAAUGAACAUGUGCAGUACAACCACAGGGUUGACUCGCCAUGAUCCUUAUAUGAAUGUAUGAAGUAGCUGCUCUAAUCAUGCAGUAGAUGUAAUUAUUGCUUAUAAUGUACUACCUAAAAGCUUCUUCGUCUUCACAUGUUUAUAUUUAUUUCAUUAACAGAUUCACGUGGAUAUUAUUUGAUGUCUUUUAAACUGUAAAACUGUGUUUGCAAAUCUUGCUUUAAGGUUUUUUUUUCAAUCUAUUGUACAUCCAUUUAAAAACAGGAAAACAAUUUGUGAAGCAAAUAUUGCCAUCAGAAAUAAUCUGACAAAUCAUGUAAUUUGUCCUAAUUAUCUGCUAUCACUUAUUUUGACCUGGUUUUUUUUGUUUUUUUUGGAACAAUUUAAAACUCUCCAUGUGUGAUCACAGCACAGCUUGUUCUUUGGAGUUUAAGUGCCAAACGUUUACAUCAGAGCCAUCUGCUCCGAUGUCACUGACUGAACAGAAAUAAAAGUGAAAAGUGUUCUCUCAUUCA